Molecule: messenger RNA, 975 nt
Organism: Helobdella robusta
Lineage: Eukaryota; Metazoa; Annelida; Clitellata; Rhynchobdellida; Glossiphoniidae
Exons: 3
Coding region: 1-975 (324 amino acids)
Source: RefSeq, a predicted model, not a curated record
AUGAUGGAAUCUUUUCAACACGACACACAACCUGGUUCACAUAACAACGGCACUGUUGACAACAACAUCAACAACAACAACAUCAACAACAACAUCAACACAAUCAACAACAGCAACAACAACACAAUCACCAACAGCAUCAACAACAGCAACUUAAAUGAAGUUGACGAUGGCAGUAGCUCUUUGAAAUUAGUUUCCAAAAUGACAACAACAACUACUACAACUACUACGAUUGGCUCUACUUUGUUGGACGGUGAUAAACAUACAGAAGAUGUACAACAACAACAUCAUCAUCAACAACAACUAAUCGGUAUGGACGUAGCCACAACAUCGCAACAACAACAAUUCCACAGCAACAUUUCCAACAACUCAAAUUUGCUAAUUGAUCUAGGCAGCAACAACAACAACACGGCCAAUGUUGUCAACAGCAACAGCACCUCAACAAUGUUGCAAAAUACUUCAACAGUUGAGCAACUAGCAUCCUCAAACAAAGACAACUUAUUGUUGGAUUUGGAAAAUGUGACACAUUCAGCAGAGCAGCAACAAAAUGAAGAAAAAUCCAAAAUCGAAACCGAAACUAAACAUGUUGAUGGAAAUUCUGGAGUUGCUACUAAUACUAAUAAUACUGAAAUUUCUACUACUAAUACCAUUUCCACUAAUAGUAAUAAUAUUGGUGCAACUAAUUCAGCAGCAGCAGCAGCAGCAGCAGCAACAACAGCUACUGCCACUACUACAAAAACUGUUAGAAAGAUCAACAACAACAACGUCAGCAACGAAGCAGCCAAGACAGCAGCGGCAACCACAACAACCACAAAGCCGGCAGGGUUAAAGUUGAAAAUUGACACUUCAAAACAGGAACAUAAAGUUGAAAAAACGCAACCCUUAUCCGCUCCAGCGUCUGAAAAUAAUAAAAAUAAUAAAGUUCCGAAUUUGAAUUUGAAAAUCAAAUCCCCCGCCAUUGAGAGCGUUGGUUAG